AGACAUGUUCCCUACCGCAUCGCUCACCGCUGCUCUUCUGCUGGCUCUAGGCGCUGUUGCAUCUCCCACAGCGCUCAUUCGCGACUCACCAAUCACUCUUCCUUUCGCGAAGGUCGUGAACAUCACUUCUCCGCAGCACCUCGUCCAACAUGACCAGGCUCGAGCCAAAAGUCUUGUGGACAGGGCUAACGCGAAGAUUAAUGGCCUAAGCUCCGAUGCUGUGGUCAGUGUGCCCGCUGAGAACCAGGCCGUCUCCUACGUCGUCAACGUUGGAGUGGGAAGUCCGGCGACCACCUACAGCCUCAUCGUGGACACCGGAAGCUCCAACACCUGGGUUGGCGCGGGAAGAGCAUACGUCAGGACGAGCACCAGUACUCAGACUAGUGACCGGGUGGCCGUAACUUACGGCAGUGGUUCAUUUUCCGGAACUGAGUUCACUGACCAGGUCAGCCUUGGAACUGGAUUAACGAUUACCAGGCAGUCCAUCGGCACUGCAACUCGCUCCACUGGAUUCGAUGGCGUGGAUGGUAUCCUCGGUAUUGGACCAGUCGACCUGACCGUCGGUACUCUCAGUCCAGACACCCGUGACACGAUCCCUACUGUCACAGAUAAUCUCUUUACUCAAGGCACGAUUUCUGCUCGCGAGGUGUCUGUGUCUUUCGAGCCCACGACGAGUCUUUCUUCCGUGAACGGUGAAUUAACGUUCGGCGGGACUGACUCGUCCAAAUUCACUGGCUCUAUCACAUUUGCGCCACUUACCACCACAUCCCCUGCCAGCGAAUUUUGGGGCAUUAGCCAGUCGAUUACCUACGGAACGGCUGGUACCUCUAUCCUGAGUACGACCGCCGGCAUUGUUGACACUGGUACCACCCUCGUCCUCAUCGCCAGCGAUGCUUUCGCCCGCUACCAGGCUGCCACAGGCGCCGUCAUGGACGCCAACACCGGUCUACUCCGUCUUACAACCGCCCAGUUCGCGAACCUCCAGACGUUGAACUUCCGCAUCAACGGCGCAACCUUCGGCCUCACUCCGAACGCUCAGAUCUGGCCUCGUGCUCUCAAUAGCGCCAUCGGCGGCACGGCCAACAACGUCUACUUGAUUGUCGGAAAUAUUGGCACUCGCACCGGAGCCGGUCUCGACUUUAUCAAUGGCAUGACCUUCCUUGAGAGGUUCUACAGCGUUUUCGACACUACGAACAGGCGUGUUGGAUUCGCUACCACGCCGUUCACGACCGCAACGACCAAUUAGUUGUCCUGAGACGGUAUUUGAGGGAACAAGGUCGCGUAGGGGCAGUAGUGGAUCUCGUGUAUAUCAUGUCGAG
Messenger RNA from Stereum hirsutum FP-91666 SS1, 1319 nucleotides. RefSeq names its product aspartic peptidase A1. NCBI's taxonomy places the organism in Eukaryota, Fungi, Basidiomycota, Agaricomycetes, Russulales, Stereaceae. The transcript is spliced from 13 exons. The record is from RefSeq and is a predicted model, not a curated record. Gene Ontology annotation, molecular function: aspartic-type endopeptidase activity. Bases 5 to 1246 code for a protein of 413 amino acids. Gene Ontology annotation, biological process: proteolysis.